Messenger RNA from Myxocyprinus asiaticus (Chinese sucker), 4156 nucleotides. Its product is annotated as RCC1 and BTB domain-containing protein 1-like. Gene Ontology annotation, molecular function: protein binding. NCBI's taxonomy places the organism in Eukaryota, Metazoa, Chordata, Actinopteri, Cypriniformes, Catostomidae. The record is from RefSeq and is a predicted model, not a curated record. The transcript has 12 exons. The coding region runs from base 265 to 1860 and encodes 531 amino acids.
UUUCAGCCAAUCAGGGAAGUAGGAGAUGCUCAUAACCAGUCUGUGAUUGGACAAUCGAGAAGACGUUAAUGUAGCCGUAGCAACUGAUCAGGAAACCAGCGCGUUUGUUUCCUCGCUGACGUGAACGCGCUUCGGCAAAUUGAAAACACUGGAGAAAACAAACAUCAGUGCUGAAUAUAUGCGCUUAACGUCCUGUAGGCUCUAGGCACAAUUGUCUUCAGCUCUUUUCUCAAACCCCACCCCCUCACCACAAGGAGUAUUGCCAUGGUGGAUGUCACUAAGUGGCCUCUCUUCACACUCUUGAGUGGACAGGAGCUCGCCUCCAUAAGACAGGCAUGCAUUUUUGGAGCAUAUGCUAAUGAGGCCAUCUACAUCACCCAUGAUAAUGAAGUGUAUGCAUUAGGUCUGAACUGCAGUAACUGUCUGGGCACUGGAGACAGUCAGAGCACCAUUGUCCCUAAAAAACUGGACUCUCUGAGUGGGAAGAAGGUGGUCAGGAUAAGCUAUGGCAGUGGGCCUCAUGUUCUGCUGGCCACAGAAGAGGGGGAGUUGUAUGCAUGGGGGCAUAAUGGGUACAGUCAGUUGGGCAAUGGAACGACCAAUCAAGGUGUGUCACCCGUCCUGGUGUCUACGAACCUGCAGAACAAGAAAGUGACAGAGGUGGCCUGUGGGUCUCACCACUCUUUAGCGCUGACCCAUGAUGGUGAGGUGUUUGCUUGGGGCUACAACAACUGUGGUCAGGUGGGUUCGGGGUCCACCACCAACCAGCCGACGCCCCGCAAAGUGACUAACUGCCUUCAGAACAAAGUAAUGGUCAGUAUAGCCUGUGGACAGACCUCCUCCAUGGCUGUGGCAGAUAAUGGCGAGGUUUAUGUGUGGGGUUACAAUGGAAAUGGACAGCUGGGGUUAGGCAACAAUGGGAACCAGCUGACAGCGUGCCGUUUGGUUGCGCUGCAAGGCCUCUGUGUGCUGCAGAUUGCCUCAGGUUAUGCUCAUUCACUGGCCUUGACCGAUGAGGGAUUGCUGUAUGCAUGGGGGGCCAACACUUAUGGCCAGCUGGGCACCGGCAACAAGAGCAAUCAACUCAGCCCUGUUCAGGUCAUGACUGAGAAAGAAAGGAUUGUGGAGAUCGCCGCCUGUCAUUCUACACACACAUCAGCGGCAAAGACGCAGAGUGGUCAGGUGUACAUGUGGGGGCAGUGCCGCGGACAGCCCAUCGUGCUGCCACACCUCACGCACUUCACCAGCACGGAUGAUGUCUUCGCCUGCUUUGCCACACCUUCUGUUAUGUGGCGACUGCUCUCCAUGGAGCAUGAUGAUUUCCUGACUGUAGCUGAGUCCCUAAAAAAAGAGUUUGACAAUCCUGAGACCUCGGACCUCAAAUUCAGCAUAGACGGCAAAUACAUCCAUGUCCACAAGGCUGUUCUCAAAAUUAGGUGUGAGCACUUCAGAUCAAUGUUCCAGUCACACUGGAAUGAGGAUAUGAAAGAAGUGAUUGAGAUUGACCAGUUCUCUUUUCCGGUGUACCGCUCUUUCCUGGAGUUCCUCUACACUGAUAGUGUAGAUCUUCCUCCUGAGGAUGCUAUCGGACUGCUGGAUCUGGCAACCUCGUACUGUGAAAACAGACUAAAGAAGUUGUGUCAGCAUAUCAUAAAGAGGGGCAUCACUGUCGAGAAUGCUUUCUCCCUGCUGUCUGCUGCGAUUAAAUAUGAUGCUGAGGAUCUUGAAGAGUUCUGUUUUAAAUUCUGUGUCAACCACUUGACUGAGGUCACACAGACAGCUGCGUUCUGGCAGAUCGACGGCAACAUGCUGAAGGAGUUCAUCUGCAGAGCCAGCCGUUGUGGAGCUUUCAAAAACUGACUAAUGCCUCAGACAACCACCAGAAAUACACCCUCUCAAACUGUAUUGGCCAUGGAACCAGUCUGUUACUUCAAGCAGUCAGAGGGCGCUGUUACACCAGAUAGUCAUUUACACACACUAUUGGCUCCUAGGGCUAGGGUUAGGGCCUUGUUCAGCAGAAAGCCGGGCACCUUCCACCAAUGGGCUAUUAAUGUCCUGUGCAACCAUUUCAAGGGGAUUGUUGCACAUUCAUCUGUUACAAGUGUUGGUCAGUCAUAACUUUUUUGAAAAGAGAUAUUGGCCAAUGCUAAUAACACUUCCUAGUGCUGCUGACAGGAGUAAUGUUUGCAUAAUAAAGUGGGAGGGAGAUUGGAGUUUGAUAAUAAAUGUAUUACAAUGUAGCUGUGGAGUAUUGAAGCAGCAUCUACAAGAACUAUGACAAUUGCACUCAGUUUGAUGUUUAAAUUUUGCUAAAAUAAUAAGUAUUACAAAUAGUUGCACUCAUAGAACAGUAGUUUCCUUUAAAGGAGCUCAUAUAGGGUCGCUCAAGUAUUUUGGAGUAUCUUUUAGUUGUUUCAGGACUUUCACCUUUUUAGGUUGCUUUUCUUUUACAUAUUAACCAACUAUAUUGUUUGUUCUAUGUACAUACUGUACAGUUUUUGCAUUAGUUUUGUAAAUGUAUUUGUGCACAUUAAGUGUGCCACAUUUUCUCUUGUAAGUUAUACAACUUUAUCUCUAAAAGAUGUAUAAAGAUUUUCUCAUAUGUUGCAUCAGUAUUUGUUGCAGUAUUUAUAUGUCAGUCUAUAAAUAGUUUCCUAAUUAUGGUAUCAUAAUCUUUGUUUAGUAGGCAAUAGGCAUACUGGAUCUAAUGUUCUUUAGAACCAUGUUUUUCAACCAGGUGACCCCUGGGGUCUGUGAACAUAUAACAUAGGAUUCUAUAUAUUUCUAAAAAGUAAUAUAUUGAUGCUCUAUUAAGCAUUAUAGAAUGUAAUGUUUGUUAAAGACCCCAUGAAAUCAAAAUUAAAUGCUGCAUUCAAAUCCUCCUAGUUCACAGUUCACAGUUUGAGAUAUAAGUGGGAAGUUUGUAGUCAUAAAUAUGAUAUGUGCAUUCAAAGGAUUUUAGGCUGAAAGAAUGUACCCAUUUUGCCGUUUCAUCCUCUCUUUUUCACUAACUGACAAAGACGAGAAGCUUUUUUUUUUUUUUUUUUUUUUUGUAGCACCAAUGCAAGUAUGGUGUGUAAUUGAUAUGUUAUAUAUUUAUUUUAUAAUUUAUUUAUUUUUUGUCAUUCUUGUGCCACAAACAUAUAAUGAUGGGAAAUGUAGUGGUAACACUUUACAAUAAGUUUCCAAUCGUUAACGUCGCUAGGACAGUUUAUUUUGAACAAGAGGGGCGAACGGUUACGGAAUAUAACGCGGGAGUACAAAACCGAACUGAUGCGGAUUUAUAGAAGCGGAAAGCACGUCUGUGCGUGCGAUGGUGCGAGGAACUGGACGGCGGGAAAAAAAAUAAUGUUCAGUGAAAAGUCAAAAGAAGAUCGCAAUGUAUGUAAUUGUAACUAUAUCAGAUAUUAUUAAUAAAACAUGGGAACUCGUUGCGUGGGCAUUUUUUGACUCCAUACUUUAAAUUUCGGGGAUAUUUUUGUUAAUUUCAGUGGCAUUUUUGCCCUGAGUCCCUGUUAAUUUUCCUGCCGUUGUAUCUUUCUAAAGUAUGUAAAAGUUUGUUUUAGACAAAUAGUAGCAUGUAAAUAAGAUAUCCCCACAUAUAUGUCAAACUACAUUGUAUUAAUGUUUGACACAGUAAAACAUUGCCUACCUUAAAAACAAGUGAAGUUUGAUCAGUGGUUAAACGUCUUCAGACGGUUUCCUCGUACCUGAAUGAACGGCUCCUUUCCAGAAUAAAAUGAAAUAUGCUGAAAAUCACAGUGUUACAGUUCUUGUAUAGUGACAGGUUAGGAAGUCUUGGAGAAGAUAGAGAAGAGAGGACACUGGCGGCAGUUUAUGCAAGCUGCUGUGCCCUGCGGGCUUCCGUUGUGCUGCCCAGAGCGCAUUUUAGUUUAUAAACAGAUUUAGCACUUAGAACUUGCCGAUUUCUUCUUCCCAAAAAACUUCCCAAAAAUUCAGAAAUAUUAUGUUUUUUUUUUGUUUGUUUUUUUUUUUUUUUGUACUUUGUGGUGAAAAAUAACUGUGGCAAAGUUGAAUACUUCAUUUUUAACCAACUCAAGAAAAAUGUACUCAAGGACUGUAAUGAGAGCAGUUGUAAUUCGUUACUUUCCACCUCUGAACAUUAAUAAAUGCGUUUGAUAUCACGAACUAACAA